UCACCGUGGAAUCCUCGCGUUGCUAUUGGCUGAGCGCGAAAUUUGAAAUGUAUCUGCAGCUCCACCGCAGCAGCGAGCAGAGACACACGGCUAGCGAUGAGAAACUGAGUCCUUCAGCCAAUCAAUCAAUCGAUCCGAUAAAUUGAUCGGAUACAACCGCACAGAGGGCGUUGUUUAACCCAGCAGGAGAUGGAUAUCGCAAACUAUUUACAGUGCUUUGAAGGCAGGCUGAGCUCGUACACAGGAGACGACCCGCUGGACCUCUGGGACAAGUUCGUGGACUACCUGGAGCAGAGGUUACCUGCAGACGGAGGCAGCGGGAUGUCGCUGGUGUUCGACAGUCUGGUUCAGAGGUUUUUAAAUGUCGAGCAAUACGCCAACGACAUCAGAUACGUGAACUACUGCAUCAAAUGUGCCAGUUAUUACUCCGACCCCAUCGCUCUGUACACUCACGUGUACAGUAAAGGCGUCGGCACAAAGACGGCUGCCCUCUACGUGGCCUGGGCUCAGCAGUUUGAGCAGAAGGGGAUGAUUGAACAGGCCGAGGCCAUUUACCAGAAAGCCAUGGAGAACCAGGCCCAGCCGGCCGACGCCGUCCUCAGUGAACACAGACAGUUUCAGACAAGAACCAGAAGUCAGACACCAGUAUCACCAGAGAGUAGAAACCCGUUGCAGAACUCCCUCUUAACCAAUCAGAUGUCUUCUCACAGAGAACCUGUCGCUCCAAACAAGGACUCUGUGGAUUGUCCUCCUAAACCACCAACACAUAAAACCACCAUAAUAGUGUCUCGCUCUGAGACCUCUGAUGGUGGCGCCUCCUGUAAUGUAAUGUGUAUUUUCGUUCUCACCGUGUCGGAGUACAUGACGGAGGAACUCGCUUGUGAAGGAUCUGAACUUUGCUUUGAGGAAGUCAGAGCAGAAAAAUACUUCAGAAAGCUGCGGGAGAAGCAGGCGAUGGAGAGCAGAGAGAUGAUGGAGAAGAUGCUGCUGGAGGCGGACGAGGGCAUCAUGAGCAUUAAGAGUAGUCUGGAGAAAGUAAACCAGGACCUGGAGGUGUGUGGAGGUCUAACCAGCCAGACCGCAUCACAGACGCCGUCUCCGGUAGAAGCAGCCACCAGUCUGGACCCUGAUCCUACCCAGCAGCCCUUUGGGCGUCCUCGACCCUCGAACCGUCUGAGCAACCGGCGCUCUCUUGGCUUGAGAUUUCACAACGAGUCGACCUUCGUCCAAGAGGCCUCUGCCGCCGUCGCCGAACGGCCUCGACAGCAGCUCGACUCCAGAGCUGCUAACGCUCUGAGCUCGGAGGUAUCCCAUCAUGCCCCUCACCUGGCUGACAGGAGCGUUCAUUUACCGACGUAUGCAUCGACGUCAGCGUCCACAGAACAGGCGUCUGCCGUCCAGACCUGGAUGUUUGAGUCCCGGUCACUUCAGCAGACCGGCGGCUUCGAGCUCCACAGGAACACCAGCGUUCUCUGCCGGGACGAUCGGGUUCUGCAGAGCGGCUCCAAGAACCGUCACCUUCAGGAUCUCAACACCACACACCAGGAGGUCUUCCAUCCAGCGGAGCCGGAGGAGAAACUCAACAUGUCUCAGGGCGGCACAGCCAACCUGUCUCACAUCACUCCCAACACCUCACUGGGCUACGUUCAGGCGACACCGUCCAGAGUGCUGCCGUCUCCCACCGUCAACACACGGGAAGCACUGGAUGUGAUCAUGGACAUGUUCCAGGCCCCGACGCUCCUCGAGGACCCGUUCAGCAACACGUCGCUGCUCCACACGGCCGAGAGGGAGUUUGACCCCGGUUACCACGGAAAAGGCGUCUCCUCUUUGCCUCCUCUGACGACGGCUCCGUUCACCGUGUUCCAGGACGACGGAGACAAAGAGAACGGAGGUGCUGCUGCUCCGUCUGCGGGUGAGAAGUCUAAACCAAUCAGAGCUCUGGCAGAAAUCCCAACGACUAACAAACCGAAUGACACUCCUCCAGAGCUGACUCCAGACGAGAGCACCAUGUGGGGAGCUCGCUACAACUCCCUCAACUCUCUGGCUGCGUGUCCAAACAGCACCACCGACUUCGCCAUGUUGGCUCAGUUCGUCUCCACGCCGUUCACGAACAAGACGCCCUUCACCUUCUACGAGGAGGAUGAAGAGAACAACGGUGAUGGUGGAGAUGCCGAGGACGAUGCUUUCAUCAGACGGCAGCCCAAGAAACUCAGCCCCAUCAUGGAGCAGAGUCCGUCCAACGACACCGCCUUCAGUCAGCUGGCUCCGUCCUCCGCCGCCGCUCACGGCACCAUCGUGGGCGAGGUCCUGGCCUCCGCCCAUCACUGCCUCACCUCCUCCUCCAUCACCAUGGUGCAGCCCCCCGCCCCGGCCAUGCUGUCCUUCAGGGACCAGACCAUGUGUCCCACCGAGUCCUCCGUCUCCAGGAACACCACCACCACCGGCUGGACCGUGUACACGAGUCCCAAACCGGCACCUCUGACCUCACAGCAACCGGAGGCCUCAGUCCGACCCAAAAGAGAACCGUUUGCAAUCAUGGAGGACUUGGACAAACCCGCCAGUCCACAACGGGUCCAGAGUGAAGUCCAAGAUGUCCCCAUGAGCCCGGAUUGUGGUCUAAAACCGGACUGGCUGGCUGUCAUAAGCCCCGCCCCCCAAGUCCAACCGGACCUGGACGCCUUCCUGAGUCCCCGUCUGCUCAGCGAAGCGGACGGCGUCUCCAACAGGACGCAUCCGGACGUCCCCAUGAGUCCACAGCAGCCGCCGCUCUGUGCCGACGUGCCCAUGAGCCCGGGGCAGCAGCACAGCGCUGAGGACGAACUCAUGAUGAGUCCAGACGUCAGAGGGCCGAGGACGCACGACGUGUCCAUGAGCGCAGCACCGGCAGAAGGGGGGACGUCCUCGGUCCAGCUGGUGUCGGAUCCGUGGGACGAGGAGCUGAUCUCUGGUCUGCUGUCGGCUCUCGACCCCCCUCUGACCUCUGACCCCCGCUGCAUCACCUGGCAGUGCAAAGUCCCAAACAUCACCCCGAAGACCACCAUCAGCAUGGGUAAAGCGUCUCUGCGGGUCGACUGCGUCCUCGGUGAAGGAGCUUUUGCGACGGUUUACCAGGCGACCGACCCGGUGACCUCAGAGAGGACGGUGCUAAAGGUUCAGAAACCGGGCAAUCCCUGGGAGUUCUACAUCAACACCCAGCUGGACGCUCGUCUGCGGCCCGACCUCCGUCACCUGUUCAGCGGCCUCCGCUCCGCUCACCUCUUCCACAACGGCAGCGUGCUGCUGGGCGAGCUUCACAACCACGGCACCCUGCUGAACGCGGUGAACAUUUACAAAACGCUGAGCGACAAGGUGAUGCCUCAGCCUCUCGUCAUGUACUUCGCCGUCUGCAUCCUGCACAUGGUGGAGCAGCUGCACGCCGUCCACAUCAUCCACGCCGACGUCAAACCCGACAACUUCCUGCUGGGAGAAAGGUUCUUGGACAACAGGUGUUUUGAGCCGGAGAACCUGGACCACGGCCUCGUCCUCGUCGACCUCGGGCAGAGCAUCGACAUGGAGCUUUUCCCAGAAGGCACUGCGUUCACCGCCAAGUGUUUGACGUCGGGCUUCCAGUGUACCGAGAUGCUCAGCGGGAAACCCUGGAACUACCAGACGGAUUACUUUGGGAUAGCGGGGACGGUGUACUGCCUGCUGUUCGGGACGUACAUGAAGGUCACCAAUGAAGGCGGCGUGUGGAAGACGAACGGUGUAUUUAGAAGGAACCCCCACAGCGACUUGUGGCAGGACUUCUUCCAGACUCUCCUGAACGUGCCGGAGGUUCGAUCCCCUUCGGCCCUCCGGAGCCUCCGCUGCUCGCUGUCGUCGGCGCUGCAGCAGAACUACGGCAGCAAACUGUCGUCGCUGAAGAGCCGCAUGAUGGUUCUGCUUCUGGAGAGCAGGAAAACAGCGCGGAGAUGAGCGGGAGGCGGGUUUUAUUUUAGAGGAGGAGUUUAGAGUCUGGUCAGAAUUCAUUCAUUCAUAAAAAACAUUGUAAUUAUUAUCUAGUCGCUUUUUUUAAAAAUGUAUUUUUAACUGCUUCCGAAAUUGUUUGACUUCUGGGAGUGAUG
Molecule: messenger RNA, 4103 nt
Organism: Anoplopoma fimbria (sablefish)
Lineage: Eukaryota; Metazoa; Chordata; Actinopteri; Perciformes; Anoplopomatidae
Gene: bub1
Product: BUB1 mitotic checkpoint serine/threonine kinase
Biological process (GO): meiotic sister chromatid cohesion, centromeric; protein phosphorylation; mitotic spindle assembly checkpoint signaling
Molecular function (GO): protein kinase activity; ATP binding
Source: RefSeq, a predicted model, not a curated record